Molecule: messenger RNA, 1068 nt
Organism: Thlaspi arvense
Lineage: Eukaryota; Viridiplantae; Streptophyta; Magnoliopsida; Brassicales; Brassicaceae
Source: the annotation of a GenBank genome assembly
AUGGAAUCAAAAACCCUAACCGAUACAACCCUACCCAACCACCAUGACGAGACCGAGAGAGAGUCAAGAGAGUUCGACAAGAAUCAGAAACGGUACCAAGACCUGAUCGCCACACUUCCUCAUGCCAAAGGCUGGAGACCGAAAACUCCUCUGAUCGAGUACGGUGGUCACUGGAUAGUGCAGCCUCUCCUGGAAGGUUGGCUUCACGCGCAAGACUUCUUCCAAGCACGACCCAUUGACUUUUUCGUUUGUAGCUACCCAAAGUCAGGUACCACUUGGCUCAAAGCUCUAACUUUCACGAUCGCAAAUCGAUCUCGCUUUGAUGAUUCCUCAAACCCUCUCCUUAAACUUAACCCUCACGAGCUUGUUCCUUUCAUUGAGGCCGAGUUUCCUUUGUUCCCUGAAGAUGAUGUUCCCAAUGACAAAGGGAACACUCUUUAUUCGACUCAUAUCCCGCACGGGUUAUUACCCGCAUCCAUUUCGAAAUCGGGUUGUAAGAUGGUUUACAUCUGGAGAGACCCAAAGGACACCUUUGUGUCCAUGUGGAGUUUCUUCCAAAAGGAAAGGUCUGACCAUGGCCCUCUCAAUAGUCUUGAGGAGUCUUUUGAUAUGUUCUGUCGAGGCUUGUCUUUGUAUGGUCCUUAUCUAGAUCAUGUCAUGUCCUAUUGGAAAGCAUACCAAGAGAAGCCGGAUCAGAUUCUGUUCCUCAAGUACGAGACUAUCAAAGAUGAUCCUUCGCCGUACGUGAAGAGAUUGGCUGAGUUUAUGGGUUGUGGCUUCACAGCUGAGGAAGAGGAGAAAGGGGUUGUUGAGAAAGUUGUGAACCUUUGCAGCUUCGAGACGCUGAAGAAUCUUGAAGCCAACAAAGGAGAGAAAGAAAGAGAAGACAUCAAAGCUAAGAAAUUCAGAGAAGACAUUCCUUCUGGCUUUUAUCCGAAUAGUGCUUAUUUCAGGAAGGGAAAGGUUGGAGACUGGCAGAACUAUCUGACUCCGGAGAUGGCAGCUCGAAUUGAUGGAUUGAUGGAAGAAAAUUUCAAGGGCACCGGUUUGCUUGAACAUGGCAAGUGA